Molecule: messenger RNA, 631 nt
Organism: Aquila chrysaetos chrysaetos
Lineage: Eukaryota; Metazoa; Chordata; Aves; Accipitriformes; Accipitridae
Gene: CKS1B
Product: CDC28 protein kinase regulatory subunit 1B
Exons: 2
Coding region: 313-594 (93 amino acids)
Biological process (GO): regulation of mitotic cell cycle
Cellular component (GO): cyclin-dependent protein kinase holoenzyme complex; SCF ubiquitin ligase complex
Molecular function (GO): protein kinase binding; histone binding; cyclin-dependent protein serine/threonine kinase activator activity
Source: RefSeq, a predicted model, not a curated record
CCGCCACUCACUUCCGGCCUACGCCCUCCAGCGCGGCCUCACCGCGCCCCCGUCACGUGACAAGCGGGCCAAUAGCGGGCCAUACCCGACCCGCGGGGAAGAGGCGCCGCGGUCCCGCCCCGCCGUACGAGCGCCGACCAAUGGGCUCCCGCUCCGCCUCGUGACGCGCGGCCCGCUCUUUGGCGCCGACCAAUGGGGGCGCGGGGCGGCUGCGUUUGAAAGCGCCGGGAGGGGCGGUGACGCCAACGGGUCGACGGGGCGCUGAGGUGAGGGGCGCGGCGGGGGCUGCCGGGAAGUGGGCGGACCGCCGGCAUGGCGCACAAGCAGAUCUACUACUCGGACAAGUACGACGACGAGGAGUUCGAGUACCGAGCCCCACAUCCUGCUGUUCCGCCGGCCGCUGCCCAAGAAGCCGGAGAAGUGAGCGGGCCCCGGCCCACCGAAGCCCCCACCGAGACUGCACCUUCCUCCUCCUCCUCCUCCUCCUCACUCCCGGGGGGGCUUCACCCCGUGACCCUCGGGGCCGCCUGGGCGCUGCCCGGGGCGGGGCCUCGGCCCCAGUGCCGGGGGCGCCCUUCCUGCCGCCAGGCCUGAGCACACGCUGAAGCUUCAAUAAAUGGAUGUUUGGGAA